This is a messenger RNA of Cicer arietinum (chickpea), 1776 nucleotides long. Its product is annotated as aluminum-activated malate transporter 2-like. The record is from RefSeq and is a predicted model, not a curated record. Gene Ontology annotation, biological process: malate transport. Lineage: Eukaryota; Viridiplantae; Streptophyta; Magnoliopsida; Fabales; Fabaceae.
GGUGACUCCAAGAAGAUCUAAGUAGCAUUACCACAACAUCUUAAAAAUUAUUUUGUUCCUUUCAUCAUUUUCUUCAUACCAUACAAUAUAAUUAGUUCAUAGAGAUGGUGUCUUCAAACAUAGACCAAGAGAAAUCAUGUGUAUUAUUUAGAGUAUGGAAAAAGAUAAAGGAAUCACCAAAGAUUUUUAUGAAGAAGGUUUUAUGCAUUUGUAGGAUGUCAAAAGAGAUAGCACAAGAUGAUCCAAGAAAAGUGAUUCAUUCACUAAAAGUUGGACUUGCAAUCUCUUUGGUGUCUCUAUUUUACUAUUAUCAACCACUUUAUGAGAAUUUUGGUCUUUCAGCAAUGUGGGCUGUGAUGACUGUUGUGGUAGUUUUUGAGUACACUGUGGGAGCCACUUUAGGAAAAGGUUUGAAUAGAACAAUGGCAACAUUUUUAGCUGGUGCUCUAGGUGUUGGGGCUCAUUACUUAGCUAGCCUAUCUGGUGAAACAGGGGAACCAAUUUUAAUUGGUUUCUUUGUAUUUGUGCAAGCUGCAAUAGCAUCAUUUAUAAGGUUCUUCCCAACAGUGAAAACAAGAUAUGAUUAUGGGAUGCUUAUAUUUAUUUUGACAUUCUCUUUAAUAUCUGUAUCUGGAUUUCGUGAUGAUGAAGUAUUAAAAAUGGCUCAUAAGAGAUUAUCCACCAUUUUUAUUGGAGGUUCUGCUUGUGUGAUGAUUUCUAUUUUUGUUUGUCCUGUUUGGGCUGGUGAAGAGUUGCACUAUUCAAUUGCUCAUAAGUUGGAAACACUUGGUGACUUCUUAGAAGCAUUUGUAGGUGAGUAUUUCAAAACAUCAAAGGAAGAAGAAUCUAAAGAUAAUAACAAGUCUUUUCUUGAAGGUUAUAAAAGCAUUCUCAAUUCUAAAAGUAGUGAAGAGUCUCUGGCCAAUUUUGCAAGAUGGGAACCAGGUCAUGGCAAGUUCAAAUUUCGUCACCCAUGGAACCAAUAUCUUAAAAUUGGUACACUUUCUCGACAAUGUGCAUAUCGAAUGGAAGCUCUAAAGGAACAGCUCAAUUCUGACACCAAAGUAUCACCAGAAAUUCGUUGUACAAUCCAAGAACUGUGUUCUGAAAUGAGUUUGGAAUCAAGCAUGGCUCUAAAAAAAUUAGGUUCAUCAAUGAGAACAAUGACAAGAACAUCUUCAAUAGAAACUCACAUUGCAAAUUCAAAAGCUGCAGUGAAAAGCCUUAACUCAUUACUUCAAUCAAGUUUAUGGAAAGAAACAGAUUUUUUAUCAAUAAUACCAGCUGUGACAGUGGCUUCAUUACUAAUUGAUAUUGUUGAUUGCACACAAGAAAUAGCUGAUUCUGUUCAUGUUCUUGCCUCACUCAUAAAUUUUGAUACUUUUAAUGAAACAGAGAAUAAAUCACUCAAAGAAGAAGCAUUACAAUCUCCAACUUGUGAAUGUCUUGAACCAACAAGUCCCAAAAUUGAGAACAAUCAUAUUGUUAUUCAAGUUGAAGAUUCGGAUUUAGCUUUGUCGGAUCGCGGAAAUUUAAUGUCUGAUAAAUGUAACAAAAUUUGAUUGUUGAUAUACAUGUAUCUGACACAUGACUUCAACUGUUAUAUUAGAACUAAUCAAGAAACGUAAUUUAAUAUUUUAGGACCAUUAAAUUUAGAGAUAAAUUUUUUCUCUCUAAAUCUAAUGAUCCUUAUAACCGUUACACUAUAUAGUAGUUGUUGAGGGUCUAAACACAUAUCGGCAUAUCCUUAUAAACAACAUUUUCAUUUCCUUCAAA